Molecule: messenger RNA, 3526 nt
Organism: Podarcis muralis (Common wall lizard)
Lineage: Eukaryota; Metazoa; Chordata; Lepidosauria; Squamata; Lacertidae
Source: RefSeq, a predicted model, not a curated record
AGCUCUUCAGUCCAAGCGAGGAUGGAAGGAGGAAGAUGGAUGGUUGACCUGGUCAGGCUGUCUCCUGCAUCCCUCCAAGCAACCUCUGAGCGUUGCCUCCCAGGACCCUCAGAGACAUCUGAUCUAGCGAGGAUGGAAAGCGGAAGAUGGACGGUUGACCUGGUCAGGCUGUCUCCCACCACCUCUGACAGUUCUCUCCCAGGACCCUCAGAGAGAUCUGCAGGUGAUGACCAGGGCAAUAAUGGUUCUCGGGGCUCAUCAGAAAGAAAUAGGCAUGAAGCGAAGAGAACAAAUGAUAGCCCUUCAUGUGGCAAAACGUUCAAAGGUAAAUCGAGCCUCAGCCCACACUGCAGAAUCCACUCAGAGGAGACACUGUAUAAAUGCUUGGUGUGUGGAAAGAGCUUCAAUGACCGCUCAGGCCUAAAAUCACAUCAAAGAAUUCACGCAGGACAGGAAUCAUACCAAUGCCUAGAAUGUGGAAAGAGUUUCAAGCGCCACUCAAACCUUACAACACAUCAGGUAGUCCACAGCAGGGAGAAACCACAUAGGUGCUCUGAGUGUGGAAAGAGCUUCAGUCGCAGGAGAAACCUUACAGAACAUCAAAAACUUCACACAGGGGAGAAACCGUAUACCUGUUUGGACUGUGGAAAGACCUUCCGUCACAGCGCAAGCCUUGCUUCGCAUGAAAAAACCCACACAGGGGAGAAGCCGUAUAAAUGUUUGGAGUGCGGAAUGAGCUUCGCUCACGGCUCAAGUCUUAUAUCGCACCAAAGAAUUCACACAGGAGAGAAAUCUUAUAAAUGUACAGAGUGCGGAAGGAGCUUUGCUCACAGUGCUACCCUUACUUCACAUAAGAGAACCCACACAGGGGACAAACCAUAUAAAUGCUUGGAAUGUGGAAAGAGCUUCAGCCAGAGUUCACACCUUAGUUCACACAAGAGAACUCACACUGGUGAGAAGCCGUAUAAAUGCUUUGAGUGUGGGAAGAGCUUCAGUCAGAGUUCACACCUUACUGUGCAUGAGCGAAUCCAUACAGGGGAAAAACCAUAUAAAUGUGUGACAUGUGGAAAGAGCUUUAGUAACUGCACAUACCUUGUUUGCCAUCGCAGAAUCCAUACAGGAGAGAAGCCAUAUAAGUGCUUUGAGUGUGGAAAGAGCUUCAGCCAGGUUACAAGCCUUCAUAUACAUCAAAAAAUUCACAGAGGUGAAAAACUGUAUGCAUGUUUUGAGUGUGGAAAGAGCUUCACUCAAAGCUCAAGCCUUGAACGUCAUCAAAGAAUUCACACAGGGGUGAAACCAUAUACCUGUUUUGAGUGUGGAAAGAACUUCAUUCACAGCACAAGCCUAAAAUCACAUGAAAAAAUUCACGCAGGACAGGAAUCAUACAAAUGCCUAGAAUGUGGAAAGGGUUUCAAUCGCCACUCAAACCUUAAAAGACAUCAGAAAGUCCACAGUGAGGAGAAACCAUAUUCCUGUCUAGAGUGUGGAAAGGCCUUCAUUUACAGCUCAGGCCUUGUAGAUCAUCAAAAAAUUCACACAGGGGAGAAACCGUAUACCUGUUUGGACUGUGGAAAGACCUUCUGUCAAAGCUCAAACCUUGCAUCUCAUCAAAAAACCCACACAGGGGAGAAGCCAUAUAAAUGUUUGGAGUGCGGAAUGAGCUUCGCUCAUGGCUCAAGUCUUACAUUGCAUCAAAGAAUUCACACUGGGGAGAAAUCUUAUAAAUGUUUGGAGUGCGGAAGGAGCUUUGCUCACAGUGUUAGCCUUACUACACAUAAGAGAACCCACACAGGGGAGAAACCAUAUAAAUGCUUGGAAUGUGGAAAGUGCUUCAGCCAGAGUUCACACCUUAGUUCACAUAAGAGAACUCACACUGGUGAGAAGCCGUAUAAAUGCUUUGAGUGUGGGAAGAGCUUCAGUCAUAGUUCACAUCUUACUGUGCAUGAGCGAAUCCAUACAGGGGAAAAACCAUAUAAAUGUGUGACAUGUGGAAAGAGCUUUAGUAACUCCACAUCACUUGUUAUCCACCGCAGCAUCCAUUCAGAAGAGAAGCCAUAUAAGUGCUUUGAGUGUGGAAAGAGCUUCCGGCAUGGUACAGGCCUUCAUAAACAUCAAAAAAUUCACAGAGGUGAAAAACCGUAUGCAUGUUUUGAGUGUGGAAAGAGCUUCACUCACAGAUCACAGUUUAAAUGUCAUCAAAGAAUUCACACAGGGGUGAAACCAUAUACCUGUUUUGAAUGUGGAAAGAACUUCACUGAAAGCUCAAGCCUUAGAUCUCAUCACAAAGUUCACACAGGGGAGAAACCACAUAAAUGUUUGGAGUGUGGAAAGAGAUUUGCACAUGGAUCUGGCCUUACUUCUCAUAAAAGAAUUCACACAGGGGAGAAACCAUAUAUAUGUUUGGAGUGUGGAAAGAGAUUUGCACAGGGAUCUGCCCUUACUUCUCAUAAAAGAACUCACACAAGGGAGAAACCAUAUAAAUGUUUGGAGUGUGGAAAGAGAUUUGCACAGGGAUCUACGCUUACUUCUCAUAAAAGAACUCACACAGGGGAGAAACCAUAUAAAUGUUUGGAGUGUGGAAAGAGAUUUGCACAUGGAUCUACGCUUACUUCUCAUAAAAGAACUCACAUGGGAUAAACCAUAUAUAUACUUGGAAUGUGGGAAAAGAUUUGGUCAGAUUUCGCAUCUCAUUUUGCAUAAGUGAAUCAAGAUGGGGAAAAUAUUUCGAUUCUUGUAAUGAGGAAAGCACUUUAAGUGGAGCACCGCUAAUUUGCAAGAUAUAGGUUUGUUGGAUUUGGAGGGACAUAAUAACCGUUGGGCUUGGCACCCUUAUUGAAUUUAUGGAAAGGCAAAAAUACACAGAGAUUUCUCAAAUCAUAUUAUAAGGAGAUCACUUCUUAAAGUUUGGGAGAAAUACAAAGAUCGGUUGGAGCCUAAAAUCCCGUGGUGGGCCUCUCCAAGCAGAGGCUACAGUGGUGAAGGAAAAAAAUAUGUUGUGAAAUUGGCCUACUUAUAAAAUAAUUUUAAAAGAAGAUAACCAACUGAAACUUAAAAGUUUUGAGGAAUUAAGAGAUAUUAUUACAGAUUGGUUCCAAUAUUAUCCAAUAUUCAAAAAAAUUAAUGUAGAUAAAAAGGGUUUGCCAAGGAAACCUCGAGAUUUGAUUUACAUCAGCCGUGAUAAAGUGGUCUCAAGACUUUGGUAUGUUAUAACAUUGUCCCAAUGGGAAAAUCUGUGGAAGAAUAGUUGGAGAUUUACCACGUGCUAUGCCAUAAGGAAAACGUUUUAAAAAUGCAGCACCAGUGGUAUUUGACUCCAUGGAAAUUAGCCAAAAUGUACAAAGGAGCCAAAAGUAACUGUUGGAGAUGUGGAGAUCAAACAGGCUCACUGUAUCAUAUAUGGUGGCAAUGUAGCAAAAUAAAGAAAUUUUGGGAGGAAAUCCAUUCAGAAUUAGAAAAAAUGUUAAGACUUUCCUUUACAGUGGGACCUCGGGUUAAGAACUUAAUUUGUUCUGGAGGUCCAUUCUUA